GCCAUGGCCGCGACAUGGCUCGAGAGCGCCGACCUGGUGGCCAAGAUCCAAGCGCUCAAGGCUGCCAACGUCUCGGACGCGACCAUCUGGAACCCCGAGUCGCCACCGCCAACGGUUGCAGCGCGGCUCGCGGCCUUGUCGCUGACAUGGGCCGACCUGGGCAACGCCGACAAGCAAGCCCUGCUCUGGGACAUGGGCUUUGUGCGCACCACGACAGCCGACAACAACCAAGUCACGCAAGUGUACACCAAGUGUAGCAACAGCGGUAGCGGUGACAGUAUGGCGACAAUUGCACUCUCCAAGGCAGCCUUUCUGCAGUCGCAGGCCGACGCGACGGUGCGCACGUGCACGUCAUCGGCCAUCAACACGACGUACGUCCGUCAAGAAAACUCGAACGGCGGCAAGCUCGCACCCUUGACCAAGUGCAUGGUUGCCAACGUGACGGGCGUCGCCGACAGCCACAGCAGCAUGUGGGCGCAGGACGGGCAGGGCCUCAGCACGUACCCGCUCCCCAACAUUAUGCGCCACGCGUGGUCGAUCAACGAGUUUUGGCUCAUCUACGCGAUCCACACGCAGACCGCCGGCGACGAAAUCGGCUUUGGCUUUUGCGGGCCGUCGAGUACGCCUGGUGGGCUCACGAUCCCGUGCCGAGUGUUUGACGGUAGCAUGCCGCCGACAGGGUGGUGCCUCCCGACGCCGUCGGCGACGAUGACGCAGUCGCUUGCCCAGAUUGCACUUGCCAAAAAAUCGACGCCAGCACCCACGCCAGCUCCCACGAUUGGCAGCAGCAGUAGCAACCACACGGUGCUCAUUGUCUGUCUAGUCGUUGGCGCGGUGCUCCUUGGUCUCGGCGCCUGGUGCUACAUCCGGCGUCGGCGCAAGCAAACCACCGCCCACAGCGACUUUACGACGUACCGCUCCAACGCGCCGCGCGGUGCGACGGGCUCGCCGCCAACGUCUUACCAACCGAUCGCCACGGCCUCGCACACGCUCAACGAGUUCCAGCGCGACCCGUCGCUGAGCCAAAAGCGCGUCCCGUACUCGGCUGUCACCUGCUCACGGCUCCUCUCAAAAGGUGCGUUCGGCGAGGUCUGGCUCGGCUCGUUCAACGGCCAAGUCGUCGCUAUCAAGCGCCUUCUCGACUCCAAGCGGACGUCUGAGGCCGAGAUUGAAGGCUUUGCCGACGAGAUCCGGCUCAUGGCGUCGUUCACGCACCCCAACAUUGUCCGCUUUGUUGGCUUUGCCUGGGACUCGCUCCAGAACCUCUGCGCGGUCACCGAGUACAUGCCCCAAGGCGACCUCCACACGUAUUUGCAGUCGCAUCUGCAGCUCCAGUGGCGGCGCCAUGAGAAGAUCAAGAUUGCGCUCGGCAUCGCCCACGCUCUUGCGUACCUGCACAGUCUCUCGCCUACGAUCAUCCACCGCGACCUCAAGAGCAAGAACGUGCUCAUGGCAGCGGGCUGCGAAGCCAAGUUGAGCGACUUUGGCAUCUCGCGCGAGCGCACACAAGACGAGACGAUGACGGCGGGCGUCGGCACGAUCUUUUGGACGGCGCCCGAGGUGCUGCUCGGCGAACACUACUCGGAGAUGGCCGACAUUUACUCGUUCGGCGUCGUGCUCUGCGAGAUUGACACACGGGAAGCCCCGUACCCGAAUAUGAAGGCCGUGCCUCAGGUCGCAAUGGUACACCGCAUCACGAACGAAGGACUCCGCCCGGCGUUUUCAGAGUCGUGUCCGGCGCAGCUCCAGGUGAUUGCCGCCCGCUGCCUCGACGCUGACCCGGCCAUGCGACCGAGCGCAAGAGAACUCGUGGCAAUAUUUUCGGAUUGGCGGUAAAUAGAAUAGAUGAUUAGAAAUGCAGUAGUUUCGAAAGACCAACUCUGUGCAUGACAAUAACGUUAUUGGAUAUAAGAACCUCGCAAUGUCAUGUCAGCGCCCUGUGGGCGUCGCGCACGCAUAUGAACAAGGACGUAAGUGAAAGCCAUUGGUGGGCAGCACCUAAAAUGACAAAGUAUUUUGUC
Saprolegnia diclina VS20 is the source of this 2021-nucleotide messenger RNA. RefSeq names its product TKL protein kinase. The coding region runs from base 4 to 1836 and encodes 610 amino acids. Gene Ontology annotation, molecular function: protein kinase activity; ATP binding. Gene Ontology annotation, biological process: protein phosphorylation. NCBI's taxonomy places the organism in Eukaryota, Oomycota, Saprolegniomycetes, Saprolegniales, Saprolegniaceae. The record is from RefSeq and is a predicted model, not a curated record. The transcript has a single exon.